Hypomesus transpacificus is the source of this 3525-nucleotide messenger RNA. It is a transcript of the gene flt3, whose product is annotated as fms related receptor tyrosine kinase 3. Lineage: Eukaryota; Metazoa; Chordata; Actinopteri; Osmeriformes; Osmeridae. Gene Ontology annotation, molecular function: transmembrane receptor protein tyrosine kinase activity; ATP binding. Gene Ontology annotation, cellular component: signaling receptor complex. The record is from RefSeq and is a predicted model, not a curated record. The transcript has 24 exons. Gene Ontology annotation, biological process: protein phosphorylation; multicellular organism development; B cell differentiation. The coding region runs from base 45 to 3062 and encodes 1005 amino acids.
UCAACCAAAUAAAUAUUUCGUGUUGUCCUUUCUCACAGUUUAGUAUGUGCCCCUGUUAUAACCUAAGGAUCAAUGCAAUGUUCAGAGAGGGAGGAGUUGUAAUUGUUGUGCUUGUGCUGUGCACAGUCAUUGCGCACUGUGAACUUUCGUCGCAGCAAGGAGAAGAAUUUUGUCUAACCAAAAAAGAGGGACUAACAUGUGUUUUACCAGAACACAUUCUGAAUGAUACUAUCAUACUCGAGUUUGCUGCGGGCCAGAAUGUCCAGAUCACACCAAGCAAUGCUUCUGGAGACCGUAUCUGCAUUUGGACCCAUGGAGUCGACGUCUUACACAGGCUUGAAAAUCGUUUCAUCAUCUCUGAGGAUCAUUCUGGAAGUUACACCCUGGUAUGUGAGAGGAACGCCAUCAAGUCCUCAUGCACCAUCUCUUUAUUAGUCCGACCAGCACAUAGAAGCCCCACAAUACCACAAAUACAUCUUAAAUUGAGACCAAAAGGCUUCAAUCCUGACUUCCAGUGUGUCUCAGAAGGCUAUCCUGCACCAGACCUUUCAUGGUUCAACAGCAACGCAGAGAAACAUUAUGGGAAAAAAGGAGAAUUUCAGUCAAAGCAGAAUACCAGAACAGAAGAUAUUGUAAAAAGUAGAAGAUAUCCUCAAACAGCGGUUAUGUGCUGCGCAAAGAACAGCCAAGGAGAACAAUGCUCUCAGAUAUUGGAUUAUGACAUGGACAAAAGCUUUAGUUUGGAUGAGGCUCCUGAGGUGACUCUGAGGCCUGGCCAAUCCCUGCUGCUUCGCUGUAGAGCGAAGAAAGAUGGCGGGAGUCGGUGGCUGACAAACACAUCCAUCUGUACUGGAAAAGAACAGGUUUGCAAAGGAGGCUAUAACUAUCCUCAAACAUUUGCAAGUUUCCUGUAUUUUAAAUCUAUCAAUGUGAACAACACUGGCAUCCACACCUGUAUGGCUGACAACGGUAAAACCAAGUUUGUUCGUGUCCAAGUGUUCGAUGGGGAGUUCAUUCAUGUCCAGGCCAGGGAGAACAUCACCAUCACAACUCAGCAGGAACCAAAGUUCUGCCUGCAGGCCGAGGUCUCCUCUGCCCCAGCUCUCCAUCGCUGCUAUUGGCUGGGCCCAGACGGGAAGUAUACCUCAUGCCCCAAGCCCAGUAACCUGUGGAUGAACAGUACUCCAAAGCUGUGUGGUGUUAGUCCAGGGGUGUACCAUCUCCACCUAGAGGCAGGAGGACAGAAACAAACAAAGACCAUGUCACUGUGUGUGUCAGGUUCUCCAGUCAUACACCUCAAUAAGAACGGAGAGAAUGUUACCUGUGAGACCAAUAUGGCCCUCCCUAUGACACUGACGUGGAAGUCCUGCCCUCUAAGUAAUAACAGUUGUCGCUUCGAGUCAGAUUCUGCCACCUGGAAGGAGAUCAGCGCCUCUUCUUUGCCUCAGUACUUUGACUCAGACCAGUUCUGUCACAAGAGGGUCCUCAGCUCUCUGAAUUGGACCAGUGUGACAGGCUUCAUUGUCAAGUGCUGCAUCGCAAACUCUGUCCAUUCCCAAUGCAGCAGCCAGCUUCUCCAUUUGAACCAGCCUUUGAUUCAACAUUCAACAAAACAUAAAACAAUUCCCAGCUCUCCUCUCCUGAGGGUGUGCAGUCUGGUGCUGUUUGUUGCUCUGACGGUGGUCACCAUUGCUCUCAUGUAUUUCAUCAGGAAAAAGAAACCACAGUACGAGAGCAAGCUGCAGAUGAUUCAGAUGGUUGGACCCAAUGACAAUGAUUACAUCUACAUCAGCUUCAAAGAUUUUGAAUACGACCAAAAGUGGGAAUUCCCAAGGGACAACUUGGAGCUAGGGAACGAGCUGGGCUCUGGGGCGUUUGGCAUGGUGGUUCAGGCUACAGCCUACGGUUUAAGCAAGCCAGAUGUCUCUCUUCAGGUUGCGGUCAAAAUGCUGAAAGAGAAGCACCAGCUAGUGGAGAAAGAAGCUCUGAUGUCUGAGCUGAAGAUGCUGACUCACAUUGGUCACCACGACAACGUCGUCAACCUGCUGGGCGCUUGCACCAACUCGGGACCCAUCUAUCUGAUCUUCCAGUACUGCUGUCAUGGAGACUUGCUGAACUACAUGAAGACCAACAGGGAGCGCUACCACAAGUCUCUGACAGAGGCCUUCACCAGCGAGCGCUUUAGGUCCCUUUAUCACAAUCUCCAGGGCAAGAGGAGCUCCAGUGAGUUACAAGCGGACACGUAUGUUGUUAUGUCUAACGUUAGCGGCAGCGGGCAGGAGGGCACUGCCCUGCUCAACCUCAACUCAGAGGGGAUCUGUGAGAACUCCGCGGAGACCCAGGAGGAGGGGCAGGCACUGACCCACAACGACCUGCUGAGCUUUGCUUAUCAGGUGGCCCAGGGCAUGGACUUCCUGUCCUCUAAGAAUUGCAUCCAUCGUGAUCUGGCUGCUCGGAACGUGUUGGUGACCCAGGGACGACUGGUGAAGAUCGGGGACUUUGGACUGGCCAGGGACAUCGACAAUGAUUCCAAUUACGUUGUGAGGGGAAAUGUCCGUCUGCCGGUGAAGUGGAUGGCCCCUGAGAGUAUCUUCCAGGGCAUGUACACCAUGCAGAGCGAUGUCUGGGCUUAUGGAAUCCUGCUUUGGGAGAUUUUCUCUCUGGGAGUGACACCAUACCCAGGUGUGAAGGUGGAUAAAAACUUCUAUGUGAUGAUUGAGAGAGGGUUCAAGAUGGAGCAGCCGUACUAUGCCAGUGAUGUUGUGUACAGAGUGAUGUGUAAGUGCUGGGCCCUUGAACCCCGUGAGCGGCCGGUCUUCUCCAAGCUAGUGGCCUUCAUGGACGACCAGAUGACUGACAUGGAAGAAAAGCUAUACCAAAAUAUCUUAGACAAGAACUCCCAUGACUCAUUCUCCCAGAAUGCAUCAGUAAAACUUUCAGCCUUGGACAAAGAGAAGGAGGAUCCACAGGAACUGAACCAGUACUGCAAGACACCCUCUGACCCAGACAACAUGACAUUUAAAGAUCAACAGUUCAAACCACCCAGUGUAGGUCUGAAAUGAUGGCUUGAUUAAUCUUGUGAGAGUGCCUUUCAAGGAUUAAAAACAUUGAUGAGUAAUUUAUGUAAUAACUUAUGUCAACAUAUGUAGAACAUACUUUAGUAUAACCCAUUUUGUAGGAUUUGAGUGUUGUUGUGAAUCAACGAUACACUGAUAACCUGAUGUUAUUUUUGUCUUUUUAUAAGAUCAGUUCAGUACGUCAGCUUUUUAUAGUCGUAUAAGUGACCUUAUUAAUCGGUUAAGUUGUACAAUGAAGAUAUUUUCAAUUAUACUUUAUGAUUUUGUUGUAUUGGCUACCUAGUUACUUUUGGGGCUAUCAAAUGUAAUAAUUUAUACUUUUGCCUGAAAUAUAAAGUUUCAUGAAGUAAUGUACAUAAAUGUUUCUACACUGUUUCUACAUUUCCAAUGUCUUUUUAUAAUUUUAAGUGCCUGUUUUUAUUGUCUUAAAAUAAAACUAUAAAAAAUA